Molecule: messenger RNA, 4352 nt
Organism: Alosa sapidissima (American shad)
Lineage: Eukaryota; Metazoa; Chordata; Actinopteri; Clupeiformes; Clupeidae
Gene: arhgap24
Product: Rho GTPase activating protein 24
Exons: 7
Coding region: 1312-3372 (686 amino acids)
Biological process (GO): wound healing, spreading of epidermal cells; signal transduction; activation of GTPase activity
Cellular component (GO): focal adhesion
Molecular function (GO): GTPase activator activity
Source: RefSeq, a predicted model, not a curated record
GAUGUGUGUUUGGAAUCCUGAGCGAGACAUGGCUGAACACUUGACUGUGGAUAUUCAGAAGGGAGCACUGUGGCCUGGAUUUACUGUUCACACAGAAUGGCUCCACUAUGAGUUGAAGGGGGGAGUUAUGGCCGACUUGAGAGUAGCCACAUCAAAUGCUAACUCUAAAGGCUUAAGGGCUUUGCCAACAUCCGCCUGGAGUUGUAGGGGGCUUGGCUUAGCCAUAACCUUUACACAAUACCACAGGGUCGAAUCAUUGUGCCGAGCGCUGGCCUGACAGACCUCCAGCUCUCCUCUUCCUCCUCCUCCUCCCCCUCCUCUUUCUCCUCCUGUUCCUCCUCCUUCUGCUCCUUCUCCUCUGGACAAAACCUCAGAACACGCCUGCCAGUGUUUUUUUCCCCUCUGCUUCUGCCUUUCACCCCCACAGUCUAGACGAGCCUUCACAGAUUAGAAGUGUGAGUUAUGGGAGUAUGUAUGUGCCCUCAUUUUGAAGGAAAGUUUUGCAUUUGCUCUCAUCGAGCGGAGCAGAAGAUCGGAGAGGACGGCUCCCUGGAGCAGAUAAGGACUGAGGACUAAAGACUGAUGGUCAUCAACAUCUCUGACCAUCAGUGUAUGACAUGACAAAACUUGAAAGACAUUCAGUACCUCUCUGUCCUUUUCAUGGACUGUGUGUAGGUCAGCUGGACUUGGAGGAAGCAACAGGCCACAGGAGUCUGAGUUUCAGGAAGAGUGACUCAUCAUCAGUCCAGAAUCUUACGAUGUUGAAACUCAUCUGACCUGAGGACAUUUUUUCCAUGUUGGGGCUAUUUUUAGAUUUUUUGAAAGGCUGGGAAAUGUUUACUUUCAUCUGGUCCAUUUAGCACAUUUAUUUUAUAAUAUGCCCACAGGACAUGAGCUAUAUUUUGGGUGCAGGGAAUAGACACUUUCAGUUCAACAAACUAGCAGAAGACUUUACGUCUGCACAUCCCUGGCUCAGAUUGCUGUUGGAAUGUUUACCAAAGUGCUAACCAAGAUCUGCUUAAAUGAGCUCUGCAACAUAAAAGCGCAGCCGUGUCCCUGGAUAUCUGCGAGAUAGCGAGAGCAGAAGACGUUCCCGGGCUGAGAUUGCUCUCCAGAGUGUCUGCGAUGCUGCCGCUGUCAUUCAGACGCAUUCCUCUGGGGCCUCACAGCAGAUCUGCUAAAGCGAGCUGCACAAGCGUUGGCUGAGUGACUGUGGCUCCUGGUGGAUGGCUUUGUCACUGUUUCCUGCCUCAGCCACAUCCUGAGAGGUCUGGAGCAUCACUCAGGAGACUGGAGACUCAGGGGCGGAAGAUGUUGGAACGUCGAGAGUUUAGAAGCAGCGUCUCCAGCACUCUGGCAUAUCAGAACUUUAUCAAUCGAAGGAUCUAUCGGAAAAUCCGAAGUUGUGUGGGCUACAGACGGGGGAUCUUUGGCCAGAAGCUGGAGGAGACAGUGAAGUAUGAGAGGCGCUACGGGAACAAGAUGGCCCCCAUGCUGGUGGAGCAGUGUGUGGACUUCAUCCGGCAGUGGGGCCUGCAGGAGGAGGGUCUCUUCCGCCUCCCCGGACAGGCCAACCUGGUCAAGGAGCUCCAGGAUGCCUUCGACUGCGGAGAGAAGCCCUCGUUCGAUUGUAACACAGAUGUGCACACCGUGGCCUCCCUGCUGAAGCUUUACCUGAGGGAGCUGCCCGAGCCAGUCAUCCCGUUUGCCAAAUACGAGGAGUUCCUGGCCUGCACCAAACUUUUCAGCAAAGACCAGGACACUGGAAUGAAGGAACUCAAAAACCAAGUUGAAAGUCUACCUCCUGUGAAUUACAACCUGCUGAAGUACAUAUGCAGGUUUCUAGAUGAAGUGCAGUCCUACUCUGGAGUAAAUAAAAUGAGUGUGCAAAACCUGGCAACUGUCUUUGGGCCAAAUAUUUUACGCCCAAAGAUUGAGGACCCUGUGGCAAUAAUGGAAGGUACCGUGCUGGUGCAGCAGCUGAUGGCCGUGCUGAUCGGGCGGCAUGACGUGCUGUUCCCGCGGGGGGAGGACAGUCCCACGGCGCUGGAGCUCUGCAACAACAACAACAACGAGCUGCGCAGGCCCACGGCCGGACAGCUGCUCAACACGGAGAACAACAACAGCCCCUCGGCCCACGCGCCCAUCAGGCAGUGCGCCUGGGAGACGCCGGACUCCCCGCAGCGCUCGCCGCUGGACAACGGCUCGCCCCGCUCGGCCAGCCCCCGCAACGGCCUCGCCACCUCCUCGGCGGGCGGCUUCGAGCUGACCCGCAGCCCGCCGGCCGCGCUCAAGAAGAACCCGGCGUUCAGCAAGGGCAGCGGCAUCGUCACCAACGGCUCCUUCAGCUCGUCCUCGUCCUCCUCGGCCGAGAUGACCCAGGACAAGGGCCAGACCCUGCUGCCCAGCUGCAGCUCGGCCCUGCAGCAGCGGCGCGCCGGCGCGCUCAAGACCAGCGGCACCAAGAUGGGCACCAGCGGCGUGCCCGGCGGGGGCGGAGGGGGGGUGCGCAUGGGCGUGUCCAGCAGCGACGUGGUCAACGGCACGCUGAACGGCCGGGGCGGGCUGUGGCUGCCCAACGUGACGCUGCGCGAGGGCAAGGCAGGGCGCGGCAGCGGUGGCGACGGUGACCAGAGCGGCCAGCAGAACCGCCUGUCCACCUACGACAACGUGCAGCUGCUGCAGAUGCAGACGCCGCAGACGCACGCGUCCUCCUGCCUGAGCAGCAGCUGCGAGGACAAGCAAAGCGUGGACAGCGCCACCUGGUCCACGUCGUCCUGCGAGAUCUCGCUGCCGGACAACUCCACGUCCUGCCGUUCGUCCACCACCACCUGCCCCGAGCAGGACUUCUACGGCGCCCACUUUGAUGACGCCAUGCUGGACGGGCCCUCGCAGGAGGAGGGGGGCAGCGGCGGCGGCGGCGGCCUGACUCUGGGCGGCGAGCGGCCCAACGGAAGCGCGGGCAGUGGGAACGGCCGGGGCAGCCGCGGCACCAGCAGCAGCGACAACAGCGAGACGUUCGUGCCCAGCAACGGGCCCAGCAACCACAGCGCCCUGCACAGCCUGGUGGCCAGCCUCAAGCAGGAGAUGGUCAAGCAGAAGAGCGAGUAUGAGGCUCGGAUAAAGAGUCUUGAGCAGCGCAACCUGGAGCUGGAGACUGAGAUGGUGAACCUUCACGAGGAGCUGGACCAGGAGAGGAAGAAGUACACCAUGGUGGAGAUCAAGCUGCGCAACGCCGAGCGAGCCAAGGAGGACGCCGAGAAGAGGAACGAGAUGCUGCAGAAAGAGAUGGAGCAGUUCUUCUCCACCUUCGGCGACCUCACAGCUGACCCACGCCGACCGGACCGCGCCAACACCAUCUGGAUCCAGUAGAGGGGGGAGAGACAGUUGGACUGUACCAUCUGGACCCAAGACUAUUGUGAUCCAGUACUUUUUCAGAAGACAAAAAGCAGAAGGACAGUGCCAUAUUGGCUCCAGUGGGACAGAAGUGCACAGACUGUUGCACUGUGGGGAUACGUGUUGUCAGGAGGCUGUGGUGACCUGCCUACCUGUGGUAGACUGAGCCUUAUGCUAGAGAGAGAGAGAGACUCCAAAGGAACUUUUCUCCACAUAUAUCUUUGUGAUCCAAUCCAACAUGUACGCCACAUCUUGUUUCUGUCACGUGUUGUCCUGCAUCUGCCUGUGUAUAUAGAGCAAAGCAAUGUUCUGAAUGUCCAGAAGAAAUAUGUAUGUAAAAAAGAAUUAAACUAAAGUAAUAUUUUAAUGUAUGUCUGGUAUUUAAACUGAGAAUUUAUGUUGCAUUUCAAUUUUAUAUCAAGGCUUUUCCUUGCACUUAUGUUUUUAUUUUCAUUGUGGUACUGACAAGAGCUCGUUGCUGGUUCUGUUUGUUUUUAUUUUCCUCGUGGUGUAUUGAUGGAAAUCAGCACCCUGCGGCGAUCCUCUCUGUGCCACUGAGCCCACCUUAUGACCAAAAACAGAAGAGAGAAAACCUGUAAAUAUUUUAUAAAUCACUUCAUUUUGUUGUCUAUGCUGACAGGUUUUCAUUCGCUCCGAGGGAUACGUUGCUUUCUUUGUCUGUUUGUUUGUUCUUUGACAGUAAAGGUUUGGCCCAAGUGCAGAAGUGUGUGUGUGUAGAGGUAAUGAUGAAAGUCUGUGAAGGUAAGAGCUGACUCGUCGUAGUUUUACUGGAACAUCAAGAGCUGUUGUUGUCAGUGUCAAAGAAACAUGCACAUGUAUUCGGGGAGCGAUUGUUGCUUUCUAGGGAUGUUUUUAAUUCCUCAACCCAAAAGUUUAAGUCUGCUGUAGUGAAGUGCAUUCACAUGCAAUGAAAAUUAAAUUCUGUGAACAAUCCA